UCAACUAGCAACACUGAGUUUAAGAGAAGUGGAACAAAAUUUUACUUCGAUUGUUUGCAAAUAAAUAAUUUUCUUGCUUUAUAAAUAAUUUCCAAACGGAAAAUUGUAAAGGUUAACUAUCAUUAUUACAUCCUUUUUUUAAAUUUAAUGGGAAACCUGCAUACUAAAACAGAGGAAAGAAACAAGCUAUCUAUUCACACAUCCCGCGACGGCCAAGCAUUUACAAGUCAGUUCAGCUUGUCGCAUUUUGUGGGCAACCUCAGUGGACGCUCCUACCUAAGCGUAACCAGCAACCAUUCGGCGUACAGUACUUCUCGGCCUUGGUCACGAGUAUCUAGACGAAGGUGGCACGAUUCUACAUUAAAUAAUCCUCUUGAAGCUUGUAAAACUGCUUGGCCGGUUGCCCAUAAAGAGUCAAUAUUUCUCCCAGAAUUCCCCAUCACAACUGAUCUCUUGAAGAAAGACUUUGAAGUAGUUCAAACAAUUGCUAAAGGUGCAUUUGGAGAGGUAUUUAAAGUGAGAAAGGUCUCUGAAAAUAAGGAGUAUGCUUUAAAAGUUCUGAGCAAGUCACAGUUGGUUCAUGACAGAGCAGUGUGCCAAGUUAAGGAAGAGGCGAAGAUCCAGUCCGUUGUUGGCCAUCACCAAUUUAUAGCUGAAGCAGUAUCACGGUGGCAGACAAAGAAGAGACUUUAUAUUGUUUCAGAGUACAUUCCGGGCGGUGAGUUGCUAGUGUUGUUAGACAAGUGGAGAAAGGUACCUGAGGAUAUCGUCAAAGUGUUCGUCGCUGAAAUUGCGUUCGCUAUAGAUUUCCUACACAACGCGGGUAUUAUAUAUCGUGAUCUGAAGCCGGAAAAUAUUCUACUCGAUUCGGACUAUCACAUACGAUUGAUUGAUUUCGGUCUUUCCAAGUGGCUGUCCAUUGGGUCGAGGACUACGACGCUCUGUGGUACUCUUAAAUAUAUGGCACCAGAGAUCUUACAACGUGACGCGUAUGGACACGCAGUUGAUUGGUGGUCGCUGGGCGUGAUCACUUGUAGAAUGCUUACUGGAGAGUUUCCAGAACCAGCAGUUUAUUCUGAAGAUAAAAAAGAGAAAGACAUUGAAGAAAACGAUAGGCUUGAUGUGAAGACACCACCAACACCUGGUGCUUUACCGAACGCUGAAUUAUCGAAAGCAGCCCGAGGACUUCUUAUAAAGUUGUUGGAAGUAAACCCUCAAUAUCGCCUCAAGUCAUUACGACAGCUCCAGCAGACGGCUUUUUUUAUGGGAUUCAACUUUGAUGAUAUAAAUAUAAAGAAGAUUUCUCCAAAAACCAUGCUACAGCAGUAUGGAGAGCAAAAUGCAUUUCCCGGAAAAGCCGAAGAUGUGCCAUUUACUAAUUUUAAUCAAAAUCUUCAUAUAACUGAGUAAUUAAGUUUUAUUUAAUUAUAAAGGUUCUAUAACGUAAA
Molecule: messenger RNA, 1448 nt
Organism: Pieris napi
Lineage: Eukaryota; Metazoa; Arthropoda; Insecta; Lepidoptera; Pieridae
Gene: S6KL
Product: autophagy-related protein 101
Exons: 10
Coding region: 148-1410 (420 amino acids)
Biological process (GO): protein phosphorylation; autophagy; autophagosome assembly
Cellular component (GO): phagophore assembly site
Molecular function (GO): ATP binding; protein serine/threonine kinase activity
Source: RefSeq, a predicted model, not a curated record